Acanthoscelides obtectus is the source of this 723-nucleotide messenger RNA. Lineage: Eukaryota; Metazoa; Arthropoda; Insecta; Coleoptera; Chrysomelidae. The record is from the annotation of a GenBank genome assembly.
AUGGCAAAUAAAUGGCAGAAAGUAGGACAAUCUCUGAAUCGACUUUUACAAAAUCAGGUAUAUUGGUUAGACAAGAUUAUAUAUAGAAUAAAUAAUGGUUCUGAAGAAAACACAUCUUCGGAUGAGGAACAAGAACCUCCUUGUCGCUCAGUUGGACGGCCACGGGUGCCAUUUGAAGAGGCAUCCAAGAAAACAAAACGAAGACGUGUAGCUGAACUAACCACAGACAGAUUUGCAAAUGAACUUCAAUUUGCUGUAAAUGUCGUUUCUGGAAGCAGUCACAGUGAGGUCUCGCCACAAAUUUUUAGUUUUAGUACAGCUGAAGCUUUAGCCCUUAUGGUAGAUUUGGAUAUAUCCAUUAAAACCAAAGAAGGGCACUCUUAUAUAAUUGAAGUUGAUAUGAUGUUAACAAUGUUGGACGGCAGUGUUGGAAACGUUCUAUCAGAGACAAAUUCAACUAUGAAGUGCAUCAUUUGCGGAGCCACACCCAAGGACAUGAACACGUUAGCAGGGAUUAACCGUCCUCCUAACGUAGACAAUUACCGGUUUGGUUUGUCAACUUUACACUGCUGGAUUCGUUUUUUUGAAUGCUUACUCCAUAUUGGAUACCGCCUGCCAAUUAAAUCUUGGCAGGUUCGUGGGCCUAAAAACAAAGCUGUAGUCGAAGCAAACAAAAAACGAAUCCAAGCAGAGUUCAGAGCCAAGCUUGUCGCUAAUAGUUGA